Messenger RNA from Parasteatoda tepidariorum (common house spider), 1756 nucleotides. Its product is annotated as serine/threonine-protein phosphatase 2A regulatory subunit B'' subunit gamma. The record is from RefSeq and is a predicted model, not a curated record. Gene Ontology annotation, biological process: B cell homeostasis; positive regulation of B cell differentiation; cortical cytoskeleton organization. Gene Ontology annotation, cellular component: centrosome; spindle. Gene Ontology annotation, molecular function: calcium ion binding. Lineage: Eukaryota; Metazoa; Arthropoda; Arachnida; Araneae; Theridiidae.
UGUUUUGUAAACAGAAAUCGUUAGUGAUUCAAUUUUAUUACAUAAAUGUUAAAUUCUCUGUUUUUUAAUAUUGGUUACUUUGCAUAAUUAAUAUAUCUUCACUGGCCACCUUAAUGUUUAUCGCCUUUACACUAAUUUGAUUUCUUCGCAAAGUCUAAUGAGCAUCUUUGCUGCAUUGAAAAAAAAUCUUGAAGAUAAAGUUUCUUAUCAACAACAAGAAGUGAAAGAAAAUGAAAUAAACCAGGAAACAUUGAAGUUGUAUUUAGAUUGGAGUAAAGAGGAGAAAUUUUCUAAAGGCAUACCCAGGUUCUAUUACAAGGUUCCUAAUGAAGAUAAUAGUUUACAGCAAAAACUAAGAGAUGAAGCAAGGGCAGUUUUUAUUGAAAGAAAAAAUAAAGAAUUGUUGGAUAAUGAAGAUUUAAAGGAAUUAUGGAUGCUUCUAGAGCAAAAUCUUUCUCCACCUUUCACUACUGGAGAUCACAUGAUCAAUUAUGCUGACUUCAAAAAAGUGAAAAAUAAGUGCCAUGAUAAGUUUAAAUCAUAUUUUACUGCAAAGAAUUUCUGUAAGCUUUUACAGAAUGAUAAAAGUGGGCGAGUUUCAAUUCGUCAUUUUUUCAAUUAUGUAAUGAGAAAAGUAUGGCUCCAUCAGACGAGAAUCGGUUUGUCAUUUUAUGAUGUAGCUGGCCAAGGUUAUCUAAGAGAAAUGGACCUUGAAAAUUAUAUUUUGGAGUUAAUCCCUACUUUACCUCAGCUGGAUGGAUUAGAAACAUCCUUUCACUCAUUUUAUGUCUGCACAGCAGUUAGAAAGUUUUUCUUUUUCUUGGAUCCAUUGAGAACAAAUAAAGUAAAGAUCCAAGAUAUCUUGGCCUGCAGUUUCUUGGAUGAUUUAUUGGAGUUACGAGACGAAACACUUCCUAAAGACGUUCAAGAGGCUAAUUGGUUUUCUGCUCCAUCUGCUCUGCGUGUGUAUGGUCAGUACCUUAAUCUAGACACAGAUCACAAUGGCAUGUUAAGCAAGGAAGAAUUAGCUAGGUAUGGGACUGGAACUUUGACACCAAUUUUUAUUGAAAGGGUGUUCCAAGAGUGUCUAACCUACGACAGAGAGAUGGACUAUAAAACCUACUUAGAUUUUGUUUUGGCUUUAGAAAAUAGAAAGGAACCUCAGGCAUUACAGUAUUUUUUCAGACUCUUAGAUAUUGAACAGAAGAACUACCUCAGUGUGUUUGAUUUUAACUAUUUCUUUAGGGCUAUCCAAGAGCAAAUGAGAGCUCACGGUCAAGAACCCGUCCUUUUUGAAGAUGUUAAAGAUGAAAUAUUUGAUAUGAUCAAGCCAGCUGAUCCACUUAAAGUCACUUUACAAGAUCUGAUUUUAAGUGGUCAAGGUGAUACAGUUGUGAGUAUUUUAAUUGACUUGAAUGGGUUCUGGACUUAUGAAAAUCGGGAAGUUUUAGUUGCAGAGAGUAAUGAUGAAGCAGAUGUUUGACAUCAACUUUUGUAUAGAUUUAAUGCUCAUGUUUCAUACAGAUGCACAUGCACAAUGUUUUUACUUUAACACCUUUUUUUUAAUUGAUUGCAAAAUAAGUCAUUGGAAAAUCGAAACCACAUUUGUUUUUUGACGAAGCACACUAGUGAUGUUGAAAAUAUUUACAUUAAUGGGAACGUUCGUCUUCUGUUUAUUGUUUCCUUCUGGGUUGGCUUGAUUUAAAUCAUUUGAUUUUUUUAAAAAAGACCUUUAAAUUAACUGAUUUUUUUUUAA